This is a messenger RNA of Glossina fuscipes, 2056 nucleotides long. RefSeq names its product cytosolic purine 5'-nucleotidase (gene Nt5b). The record is from RefSeq and is a predicted model, not a curated record. The transcript is spliced from 8 exons. The coding region runs from base 37 to 1911 and encodes 624 amino acids. NCBI's taxonomy places the organism in Eukaryota, Metazoa, Arthropoda, Insecta, Diptera, Glossinidae. Gene Ontology annotation, molecular function: 5'-nucleotidase activity.
UUCACUUUUUUUAUAAACUAAAAAAAAAACAUUAAAAUGCCUGAAAUAUCUCAAGACGCUUUUGAAAUUUUAAAUCCUGGUGCGCCGUCUGAAACCUUUAACACUUUACGUUCACAAAAAAAUCCGUCAACAUCGGCAACUGCCAUUACGACUACGACGUCGUCACGUGACCCGCAAAAGGAUCAGAAGUUUUCAAAUGGUCUGGCUCGCACGGAUAGUCUUCAACCUCAGGGCUACAAAAGAGAAUUAGACCACAGAAUUUUUGUUAACCGGUCUUUGCAUUUGGAAAAUAUUAAAUUCUACGGCUUUGAUAUGGACUACACCUUAGCUGAGUACAAAUCACCUCAAUAUGAGCAAAUGAGUUUUGAUUUGGUUAAAGAACGGUUAGUUUCGAUGGGUUAUCCUAAGGAAAUAAUGCAAUUUGAAUAUGAUCCCUCUUUUCCUAUACGUGGUUUAUGGUUCGAUGCUCUUUAUGGUAAUUUAUUAAAAGUAGAUGCUUAUGGAAAUAUAUUGGUGUGCGUUCACGGUUUUGAAUUUUUAAAGCAUUCACAAGUCUACGAGUUGUAUCCGAAUAAAUUUCUAAAAUUGGACGAGUCGCGUGUUUAUGUACUAAAUACUCUAUUUAAUUUACCGGAAACUUAUAUGUUGGCUUGUUUGGUGGAUUUCUUUACCAGCGGUGCAGAGUAUACUCCAGAUCGUACGGGGGUCAAGGCUGGCGAAUUAUUUAUGUCUUUUAAUUCUAUAUUCCAAGAUGUACGUCGUGCAGUGGAUUGGGUUCAUAUUCAAGGCGAUUUAAAACAGAAAACUGUUGAGAACUUAGAUCAUUAUGUAAAAAAAGAUGAACGUUUACCGAUGGUUUUAGCCCGCAUUCGUGAAUCCGGCGCUAAAGUAUUUUUGCUAACCAAUAGUGAUUACAACUUCACGAAUAACAUAAUGACAUUUUUAUUUGACUUUCCACAUGGUGCUAAACCAGAGGAACCACAUCGUGAUUGGAAAACCUAUUUCGAUGUAAUUGUAGUGGACGCUCGUAAACCACUCUUUUUUGCUGAGGGCACUAUUCUUAGACAAGUUAAUACCGAAACUGGUGCUUUAAAAAUCGGUUCACAUAUGGGACCUUUGCAGCCAGGGCAAGUAUAUUCUGGAGGUUCUUGUGAAGUUCUCACCAGUUUCAUAAAUGCCAAGGGUAAAGAUGUGCUUUAUAUUGGCGAUCAUAUAUUUGGUGAUAUACUGAAGUCGAAAAAGAUACGCGGUUGGCGCACAUUUUUAGUAAUUCCGGAAUUAGUCCAAGAAUUACAUGUGUGGACUGAUAAAUGUCAAUUUUUUGCCGAGCUACAGCAACUGGAUUGUAAGUUGGGGGAGAUGUUUAAAAAUUUGGACUCGAGUGCCAAAGAAAAACCGGACAUAUCGAAUGUCCGCGGUUCCAUUCGCGAUGUGACUCACAAAAUGGAUAUGGCCUACGGCAUGAUGGGUUCGCUUUUCCGUUCUGGAUCACGACAAACUUUCUUUUCAAGUCAGGUGGUUAGAUAUGCGGACUUGUAUGCGGCCACAUUUCUCAAUUUUAUUUACUAUCCAUUUUCGUAUAUGUUUCGUGCGCCUGCCAUGCUUCUACCGCACGAAUCCACCGUGGCACAUGAACAACGAUUCCAAGGUGAUGGACCACAAGAUCAAAAAAUAAAAUGCUCACCCUCUUCAGCAACUCAAGCAACAGUUAGCUCAACUGUUCCUAGCUCGAAGCCUGUUACAACACAAAAGGACCAUGAAGGGGAUACGAGCUCUACUGUUUUACAUACACGACCCAGUACACCUCGUACUGUAACCCAUACGCAUGAUGAAGAUUAUUCAGAAGAAGAAUCUGAACCCAAUUAUAAAUCAAAUGCUGAAGAAGAUAACGGAAAUUCAAAACCACUUUAAUUUUGUUUCGAGAUAUGUUUGGUUUUAAAAACUGAAUAUUCUUAGUGAGAAACCGCAAAAUUAAAACCAAAAAACCUCGAAAAAGUAAAUAUUUAAUAGAAAUCAACAUUCUGUAAGCUAUUCCCCUUCUUAAUUUAUCUGUCAA